This is a messenger RNA of Exophiala spinifera, 2595 nucleotides long. RefSeq lists its product as uncharacterized. The transcript is spliced from 3 exons. Gene Ontology annotation, molecular function: protein binding. Bases 1 to 2595 code for a protein of 864 amino acids. Gene Ontology annotation, biological process: maturation of SSU-rRNA from tricistronic rRNA transcript (SSU-rRNA, 5.8S rRNA, LSU-rRNA); ribosomal small subunit assembly. Gene Ontology annotation, cellular component: small-subunit processome; Pwp2p-containing subcomplex of 90S preribosome. NCBI's taxonomy places the organism in Eukaryota, Fungi, Ascomycota, Eurotiomycetes, Chaetothyriales, Herpotrichiellaceae. The record is from RefSeq and is a predicted model, not a curated record.
AUGAAGACAGAUUUUCGAUUUUCCAAUCUCUUGGGCACCAUAUACGGCCGAGGGAAUCUUGUCUUCACACCUGAUGGCAAUUCUCUGUUGUCGCCGGUGGGCAAUAGAGUCUCGGUUUUCAAUCUGACAAAGAAUACCAGCUACACCCUCCCCUUCGCUCAUCGCAAGAAUAUCGUUCACCUGGACCUGACUCCGGAUGGAAAUCUGCUCCUCACCAUUGACGAAGGCGGUCGAGCAAUUCUGUCAAUAUUGCCUAGACGACUUGCUAUUUACCAUUUCUCCUUCAAGACCUCCGUUACGUCCCUAGCCUUCUCGCCCGAUGGGCGAUAUUUCGUCGUUGGACUGGGAAGAAAAAUCCAAGCGUGGAGGACCCCUUCGACACCAAACAGUGACGCCACCGGAGAUCUCGAAUUUGCGCCGUUCAUCCUUCACCGCGAGUAUGGCGGACAUUUUGAUGCAGUGAGGCAUCUCAGCUGGUCGGGGGAUUCACGUUUCUUCCUGAGUGCAUCGAAAGACCUAACUGCGCGAAUAUGGAGUCUGGACCCUGAGGAGGGCUUCGAACCCACAGUGCUUUCCGGACACAGGCAACAAGUGAGAAAUGUGUGGUUCUCGGCCGACCAGGAGAGCAUAUUUACUGUUAGCGAGGACGGUGCUCUCUUUCGAUGGGGCUUCGUUGCAAGACAGACGGAUGACGAGGAGCCAGCAGACUAUGCGGACGAGAGAUGGCGCAUCGUGCAGAGAGACUACUUCAUGCAAAACGCUAAACUAAAAUGCGCCUCCUAUCAUCCCGCAACCAAACUGCUCACAGUUUGCUUCGACAAUGGUCUAUUUUCUCUGUAUGAGAUACCAUCCUUCUCCAACAUCCACAGUCUCUCUAUGGCUUCUUCUCCCAUCUCUGCGGUCGCCGUCAACAAGUCAGGCGAAUGGCUGGCCUUGGCAUCUUCGAAAACCGGUCAGCUCCUGGUUUGGGAACACGCAUCCGAAUCCAACAUUCUAAAACAGUCUUCACACUUAGAUUCCCUAACUACCUUGUCUUACUCUCCUGAUUCAACGCGGAUUAUUACUGGGGCUGAUGAUGGCCUUAUAAAGAUCUGGGACAUCUCCUCUGGGUUUCACAUUGCAACAUUCACCGAGCACACCUCAGCAGUCACAGGAUCAGCGUACUCCAAACGAGGUAACAUUCUUUUUACAUCCUCUUUAGACGGCUCUGUCCGCGCUUGGGACAUGCUGAGGUACCGGAAUUUUAGAACUUUUACUGCUCCAACACGCCUUCCCUUCGCUUGCCUAGCAAUAGACCCCUCUGCCGAGGUUGUCUGUGCAGCAUCUCACGAUUCCUUUGACAUCCACCUUUGGUCUGUGCAGACCGGUGCUCUUCUCGAUCAACUUUCUGGCCAUGAAGGCCCAAUCUCUACGCUGGCCUUCACUCCUGAUGGACGAUACCUUGUGUCAGGGUCCUGGGAUCAUACUAUUCGUGUCUGGUCCGUCUUCGACAGAUCACAAACAUCGGAAGUUUUGCAGCUGACGUCUGAUCUGCUGUGCAUUUCCAUUCGCCCAGACUCGGCUCAGAUUGCCGCGUCAACCCUGGACGGCUCACUUACUUUCUGGAGUCUGAGUACGUCAAUACAAGAAUCUGGACUUGAUGGGCGGCGGGAUGUGAGUGGCGGGCGUACCUUAACCUCUCGGAGAACCGCAGCUUCCACACCUGGGACAAAAUCCUUCAACACGAUUACAUAUUCUGCCGAUGGAAGCUCCUUGCUAGCAGCCGGAAACAGCAAAUACAUCUGUCUUUACUCCGUGACAACUGCGACUCUUAUCAGAAAGUAUACAGUCUCCGUCAAUUUGAGUCUGGACGGGACCCAAGAAUUCCUCAACUCUGCUGCCAUAAUGUCAAAUGGUCUUCCGCGGGACAUGAUUGAUACUGAAGGCGAAGCAAGUGAUCUCGAAGAUCGCAUCGACAAGAGCUUACCAGGAGUCAAGAGAGGAAGAGACGCCACAGCCAGAACCCUUCGACCGGAAGUCAGGGUCACCAGUAUUGAAUUCGCUCCAACGGGCAGGAGCUUUUGUGCUGCAAGUACCGAAGGGUUACUGGUCUAUAGUCUCGACAGCGCUGGCAUGGACGACUUUGACCCAUUCGACCUCGAUAUCGACGUUACUCCACAGAAUAUUCGAGCUCUGAUAAGCCAGACAGAACCGGAGUAUCUAAAGGCACUGAUUAUGGCGUUCAGAUUAAACGAUCGAUCUCUGUUAAGAAAGGUCUACGAGUCUGUUCCAUUUGAGGCGAUACCACUACUGAUUCGUGAGCUUCCACGGGUAUAUCUUGGGAGGCUAUUGAUGCUUCUGGCCCAGCAAAUUGAAAACAGCCCGCAUCUUGAGUUUGCUCUGAGGUGGAUUGGGGAAGUCUUGAGCGUUCACGGUCGCUACAUCAAGGAAAGACAGGGUGAAUUUGGAAGCGAACUUCGUGCGCUUUUACGCGGAGUUGAUGGCGUUGGCAGGAGUGUACGAACGCUGAGCGAACGAAAUGCGUUUGAGAUCGAAUUUUUGUGCCAACAGUCACUUGGGCAAGACGACGUGGCCCGUGACUCUCUUCCUGCGUAA